AUGGAGUCACUGGUGAAGAGGCGUCGGGAUCAGGCCAGCUCCAGGGAGGAAGACAGUUUUGGGGUGCAGCCCAGGAGGGUGGCCGACCUGGCCAUGGUCCCCAACCUCCGGUGGAGCAGCACCAGUCUCUGCAGGAACAGAAGGUCACAGUACCUCUUCAGCAACUGUGAAAAGCAAGGAAACCUGAGUUCAUGGAUUCCUGACAACAUCAAGAAGAAAGAAUGCAUAUACUUUGUGGAAAGCUCCAAACUGUCUGACGCUGGGAAGGUGGUGUGCGAGUGCGGCUACCCACGUGAGAAGCACCUGGAGGAGGCCACGUGGUCCCACACCUUCCAGGGCCAGGAGUGGGACCCGAAAAAGCAUGUCAGGGAGAUGCCAACAGAUGCAUUCGGUGACAUCGUCUUCACGGGCUUGGGCCAGAAAGUGGGAAAGUACGUCCGCCUCUCUCAGGACACUCCCUCCAGCCUGAUUUACCAGCUCAUGACCCAGCAGUGGGGCCUGGAUGCACCCAACCUGCUCAUCUCCGUGACCGGCGGGGCCAAGGACUUCAACAUGAAGCCCAGGCUGAAGAGCGUUUUCAGAAGAGGACUCCUCAAGGUGGCCCAGACCUCAGGGGCCUGGGUCAUCACUGGGGGGUCCCACACUGGCGUGAUGAAGCAGGUGGGCGAGGCGGUGCGGGACUUCAGCCUGAGUGGCAGCUUCUGUGAAGGGGAAGUGGUCACCAUCGGGAUCGCCACAUGGGGCGCCCUGCACAAUCGGGAGAGCCUGAUCCACCCCAUGGGUGGCUUCCCUGCCAAGUACAUCAUGGAUGAGGAAGGCCAAGGGCACCUGACCUGCCUGGACAGCAACCACUCCCACUUUAUCCUUGUGGACGACGGGACCCAUGGCCGUUAUGGGGUCGAGAUUCCCCUGAGGACAAAGCUGGAGAAGUUCAUAUCACAGCAGACCAAGGAGAGGGGAGGCGUGGCUAUCAAGAUCCCGAUUGUCUGCGUGGUGCUGGAAGGGGGCCCCGGCACACUAAACACCAUCUACAACGCCAUCAACAACGGCACCCCCUGCGUGGUGGUGGAGGGCUCGGGCCGCGUGGCUGACGUCAUCGCGCAGGUAGCCGGCCUGCCCAUCUCUGAGAUCACGAUCUCCCUGAUUCAGCAAAAGCUGAGCAUGUUCUUCCAGGGGAUGUUUGAGACCUUCACGAUCAUUGAGUGGACCAAAAAGAUUCAAGACAUCGUCCGGAGACGGCAGCUGCUCACUGUGUUCCGGGAAGGGAAGGAUGGCCAGCAGGACGUGGACGUGGCCAUCCUGCAGGCCUUGCUGAAAGCUUCUCGGAGCCUUGACCACUAUGGCCAUGAGAACUGGGACCACCAGCUGAAGUUGGCAGUGACGUGGAACCGCGUGGACAUUGCCCAGAGUGAGAUCUUCACCGACGAGCGGCAGUGGAAGCCCUCAGAGCUGUACCCCAUGAUGGUGGCCGCCCUCAUCACCAACAAGCCCGAGUUUGUGAGGCUCUUCCUGGAGAACGGGGUGCAGCUGAAGGAGUUCGUCUCCCAGGCCACCCUGUUCUACCUGUACCAGAACCUGGAGCCCACCUGCCUGUUCUACUACAAGCUGCACAAGGUGCUUCCUGGGGAGCCUGAGCGCCUGGACCCCAGCGUGCUUCUGCACCACGUGGCCCAGGUGCUCCGGGAGCUCCUCGGGGACUCCACACAGCCGCUGUACUCCCGGCCCCGCUCCAGCGACCGGCAACGCCUCCUCCCGGUGCCCAGCAUCAAAAUCAAUGUGCAGGGAGAGAGUCUCCGGCCCUUGUACAAGCGUUCAUCAGGCCAAGCUACCUUCACCAUAGAUCCGGUCCGUGAUCUUCUCAUUUGGGCCAUCGUGCAGAACCGCCGGGAGCUGGCAGAAAUCAUCUGGGCUCAGAGCCAGGACUGCAUCGCGGCAGCCUUGGCCUGCAGCAAGAUCCUGAAGGAGUUGUCCAAAGAGGAGGAAGACACGGACAGCUUGGAGGAGAUGCUGGUGCUCGCAGACGAGUAUGAACAGAGAGCCAUUGGGGUCUUCACCGAGUGCUACCGGAAGGAUGAGGAGAGGGCUCAGAAGCUGCUGGUCCGCGUGUCGGAGGCCUGGGGCAGGACCACCUGCCUGCAGCUGGCCCUGGAGGCCAAGGACAUGAAGUUCGUGUCUCAUGGGGGCAUCCAGGCCUUCCUGACCAAGGUGUGGUGGGGCCAGCUUGGCGUGGACAAUGGGCUCUGGCGCGUGAUGCUGUGCAUGUUGGUCUUCCCGCUGCUCUACACUGGCCUCAUCUCCUUCAGGAACCAGCGGCGGCAGGUGGAGGGGGGCCUGGCCCGCGUCCGCGCCUUCUUCAGCGCGCCCGUGGUCGUCUUCCACAUGAACAUCCUGUCCUACUUCGCCUUCCUCUGCCUGUUUGCCUACGUGCUCAUGGUGGACUUCCAGCCCCAGCCCUCCGGCUGCGAGUACCUCAUCUACAUCUGGCUCUUCUCCCUGGUGUGUGAGGAGCUGCGGCAGCUCUUCUACGACCCCGACGGGAGCGGGCUGCGGAAGGCAGUGAUCGUGUACUUCAGUGACUUCUGGAACAAGCUGGACGUGUGCGCUAUCCUGCUCUUCAUUGCGGGGCUGACCUGCCGACUCAUGCCCUCACUGCUAUACACCGGGCGCAUCAUCCUCUCCCUGGACUUCACCAUGUUCUGCCUGCGGCUCAUGCACAUUUUCACCAUCAGCAAGACGCUGGGGCCCAAGAUUAUCAUCGUGAAGCGGAUGAUGAAGGACGUCUUCUUCUUCCUCUUCCUGCUGGCCGUGUGGGUCGUGUCCUUCGGGGUGGCCAAGCAGGCCAUCCUCAUCCACAACGAGAGGCGGGUGGAGUGGAUCUUCCGGGGGGCCGUCUACCACUCAUAUCUCACCAUCUUCGGGCAGCUCCCAACCUACAUUGACGGCGUGAACUUCAGACCAGACCAGUGCAGCCCCAAUGGCACGGACCCCUACAAGCCCAAGUGCCCCGAGAUCGACCAGGCGCGGCAGGAGCCCAUGUUCCCCGAGUGGCUGACCGUCCUCCUGCUCUGCCUCUACCUGCUCUUCACCAAUAUCCUGCUGCUCAACCUGCUGAUCGCCAUGUUCAACUACACCUUCCAGCAGGUGCAGGAGCGCACAGACCAGAUCUGGAAGUUCCAGCGCCACGACCUGAUCGAGGAGUACCAGGGAAGGCCCCCCGCCCCACCUCCCUUCAUCCUCCUCAGCCACCUGCACCUCUUCAUCAAGAGGGUGGUGCUGAAGAUCCCUGCCAAGCGGCAUAAGCAGUUCAAGAACAAGCUGGAGAAGAACGAGGAGGCGGCCCUCCUGUCCUGGGAGAUCUACCUGAAGGAGAACUACCUGCAGGAACAGCAGUUCCAGCGGAAGCAGAGUCCAGAGCAGAAGAUUCAGGACAUCAGUGACAAGGUGGAUGCCAUAGUGGACCUGCUGGAAAUGGCACCUCUGAAGCAGUCGGGAGCAGUGGAGCAGAGACUGGCCUCCCUGGAGGAGCAGGCGGCCCAGACAGCCACAGCGGUGCACUGGAUUGUGAAGGCCCUGAGGGACAGUGGCUUUGGCUCGGGAGAAGGUGUCCCCACUCUGGUACCUGAGAAGGCCUCAGUGGGGCGGGGCCCUGAGCUGGACAGCAGAUCGAAGGCGGAGGACACCGGCGAUGCCUACCACGUGAAUGCCCGGCACCUGCUCUACCCGAGUUCCUCUGUCCUGAGGUUCCCGGUGCCCAACGAGAAGGUGCCCUGGGAGACGGAGUUCCUCAUGUACAACCCGCCCUUCUACACGGCCGACAGGAAGGACAAGGACCUGGUGGACCCUGUGGGGGAUGCCCUGGAACCUCUGUCCAAGAUCAGCUACAACGCGGUAGAUGGGCCGCUGGACCGGCGCAGCUUCCAUGGAGUCUACGCAGUGCGGGAUGGGCUCCCUCUGAACCCCAUGGGCCGCACGGGACUGCGUGGCCGCGGGGACCUCAGCUGCUUCGGCCCCAAUCACACGCUGCAGCCUGUGAUCACCCGCUGGAGGCGGAGCCUGGAUGGUGCCAUCUGCAGGAAGAGCGUCAAGAAGAUGCUGGAGGUGCUGGUGGUGAAGCGUGGCCCCUCUGAGCACUGGAUGUUGCCUGGGGGCUCCCGGGAGCCAGGAGAGGUGCUGCCCCGGAAGCUAAAGCAGGUCCUGCGAAGAGAGUUCUGGUCUUCCUUUGAGAGCUUGCUGACUCAGGGCACGGAGGUAUACAAAGGAUACGUGGAUGACCCCAGGAACACGGACAAUGCCUGGAUCGAGACGGUGGCUGUGAGCAUCCACUUCCAAGACCAGAGCAAUAUGGAGCUCAAGAGGCUGAACUCUCAUCUGUACUCCUGUGACGAGGGACUGGCCAUCCGCUGGCAGGUGGUAGACGAGCGCAUUCCUCUGUAUGACAACCACAAGGCCAUCCUCCAGAAAGUGGCUGCCUGGUUCGAGGCCUACUACUGA
This is a messenger RNA of Rangifer tarandus platyrhynchus (Svalbard reindeer), 4491 nucleotides long. The record is from the annotation of a GenBank genome assembly. NCBI's taxonomy places the organism in Eukaryota, Metazoa, Chordata, Mammalia, Artiodactyla, Cervidae.